Messenger RNA from Rotaria sp. Silwood2, 567 nucleotides. The record is from the annotation of a GenBank genome assembly. NCBI's taxonomy places the organism in Eukaryota, Metazoa, Rotifera, Eurotatoria, Philodinida, Philodinidae.
AUGAUUCCUGGUCUCGUGGAUUACGUUGCUCAAGCGAAAGAAAAUUGCAAUCGAAACUCGACUUUGUUGACGUGGGAUGAAUCAGCAGCAAUCUAUCUUUACUCAAUGCCAAUACCUUUCUUUUCCGAUCUCAAUAAAGCACUUCGUGCUGAAAAUCGGCAUAAUCUAAAGCCGUGGUUUGCUUUCUUGAAACUUUUCAUGACUGCUCUCGUAAAGUUACCAUCACUUAAAACUAUUGUUUGGCGAGGUGUUUGGGGCGAUAUCGGCUCAGCUUUCGUUGACAACUAUCGGGAAACUUGGUGGAGUGUAAAUUCAUGUUCGAGAGCUCUGAAAGUUGUUGAGCUAUAUUUAGGGAAGAUGGGUACCGUGUUUGCUAUUAAUGCGAUUCAUGGUAAAGAUAUUUCUGAAUAUUCAGUGUUUAAAGAAGAGCAAGAAGUUAUUCUUAUGCCUGGAACUUGUGUGCGCGUUAAUGGCAAAUCGCUGAACUUCGAAAAUCGCCUGUUCAUUGUUCACAUGGAACAAGAAGAUCCUGAACCAAUGCCAAUAGUGUCGGUAGGUCGCAUGUAA